CCAACACACAGACAAGCACCCAAGCAGUUCAACAAUCGAGCUCUGAUACUUCCAUUUCUCAAUAAUGACUGGGAAAAGACACUUCAAGAAAAGAUGGAUCUUGGGCAUGAGCAAUCCUCAAUGGAAGAAUACAGCUAUGUUGUUGUGGGCGGAGGCAUAGCAGGUGUUACCUGUGCUGAACACUUGUACAUCCUGCAUCCUGAGGCUGAAAUUCUGGUCAUUACUGCCACACCCCUUAUAAAGGCCGUGACAAAUGUCUUACCUCUGACUAAGACCUUGGACUCAUUUGAUGUGGAGGAGAGACCAGCAGAGGAACUAAAGAAUAAUUGCCCAAAUGUGACAGUUGCCAAAGAUACUGUUGCUCACCUUGAUGCUGACAAACAGGUUAUCUACACAUCUGGUGGUAGAUCUUUUGCAUAUAAAAAGUUAUGUGUGUGCACAGGAGCCAGCCCAAAGUUGAUAGACAACAGUCCACAUGUUGUCUGGAUACGUGAUACUGAGUCGGCAUGUCAGUUUCAGUCACGUAUUCAGAAGGCCAAGAGAAUUCUCAUUGUAGGGAAUGGUGGUAUUGCCACAGAAAUGGUUUUUGAAGUUACAGGUUUGCAAAUUUUAUGGGUCAUCAAAGAUAAGUUCAUGACCGCAAACUUUAUUGAUGCUGGAGCUGCCGAAUUUCUUCGACCAGAGUUAGAUAAGGAGAAGAGUGAAAACACUUUCCCACUGAAGAGAAGAAAGUACACGGUGGAUAAGAUGGAGGCUGGAGCAUCAGUGCUAGGAGGAGCACUUGGCCCAGACUGGCACACUGGACUGGAGCUAAAAGGUGACAUCCAUCGUAAAGUUACCAUAGAGACUGAGGUGGAGAUAAGAAAGAUAUUAGAACCAGUAGAUGUCAGACAACCUGGAAAAACAAUUACUACUCUAAAUUCUGAGGAAGGAGAAUGGCCUGUUUAUGUGGAGUUGACAAAUGGCAAAGUCUAUGGCUGCGACUUCAUUGUGUCGGCAAUUGGUGUUACACCCAACACAUCCAAUUUUUUAAAAGGUAAUAAAUUCACUUUGGGAGAAGAAGGUGGAUUCCUGGUUAAUGAAAAGAUGGAAACAUCAGAAAAGAAUGUGUAUGCUGCAGGGGAUGUUUGCACUCCUGGUUGGCAGCCGGCACAACAUUGGUUUCAGAUGCGACUCUGGACACAGGCACGCCAAAUGGGAUCAUAUGCUGCAAAAUGUAUGUGGUCAUCAUUGGCUAAAGAAGAAAUUUAUAUGGACUUCUGUUUUGAGCUGUUUUCUCAUGCUACCAAAUUUUUUGGCUACAAAGUCAUUCUUCUGGGCCUCUUCAAUGGACAACGACUCGAAGGGAAAUAUGAAAUUCUUUUAAGGUAUACGAAAGGAAUGGAAUACAUAAAGUGUGUGAUGGUGGAUGGGCGGAUGCAAGGAGCGGUAUUAAUUGGGGAAACAAACAUGGAGGAGACGUUUGAGAACCUUAUUCUUAACCAGAUGGAUCUCUCUGUGUAUGGAGAAGACCUGCUUAACCCUGAUGUUGAUAUUGAGGAUUACUUUGACUAAUAAAUUAUACUGUAUU
This is a messenger RNA of Homarus americanus (American lobster), 1570 nucleotides long. RefSeq names its product pyridine nucleotide-disulfide oxidoreductase domain-containing protein 1-like (gene Pyroxd1). Bases 94 to 1554 code for a protein of 486 amino acids. Lineage: Eukaryota; Metazoa; Arthropoda; Malacostraca; Decapoda; Nephropidae. The transcript is spliced from 10 exons. Gene Ontology annotation, molecular function: flavin adenine dinucleotide binding; oxidoreductase activity. The record is from RefSeq and is a predicted model, not a curated record.